Messenger RNA from Mytilus trossulus (common blue mussel), 2897 nucleotides. RefSeq names its product transient receptor potential cation channel subfamily M member 3-like. Gene Ontology annotation, molecular function: ligand-gated calcium channel activity. The record is from RefSeq and is a predicted model, not a curated record. NCBI's taxonomy places the organism in Eukaryota, Metazoa, Mollusca, Bivalvia, Mytilida, Mytilidae. Gene Ontology annotation, biological process: calcium ion transmembrane transport. The coding region runs from base 4 to 1089 and encodes 361 amino acids. Gene Ontology annotation, cellular component: plasma membrane. The transcript is spliced from 10 exons.
UUCAUGACAAUCAUGACAGUGAUUAUGAUGUGUUAUAAUAUAUCUUUUCACGCACUUUUAUAUACUAACUCUGAGUUUACCUGGUCAGAGCUGGAAAAGAUCACACAAAAUGGAUACUGGAUGUUAUUUGGUGAACUGAACUUGGAUGGGGAAAAAAUAACUGUACCGGACUGCACAUUCAACAAAACAGUGUAUGACUCUGGAGCCUUACAACAAUGUCCUUCACAGCUUGGUUUAUACCUUGUGCCUUACUUGAAAGCGUUCUAUGGAUUGGUAGCUGUAAUAUUAUUACUUAACCUACUAAUAGCAAUGUACAGUAACACAUUUAAAGAGAUUCACGAAAAAUCGGAAUUUUAUUGGUCACAACUACAGAACGACUUUCUUGAGGAAUACAGUAUAAAAACAAUUUUUCCAAUACAUGUUCAGUUACUUGUUUUGCCGGUUGUCAUCACACAUGCAUUCGUAUGGUUGUGUACUUAUAUUGGUGGGAAAUUGUACAAAAAGUGUUGCAAAGAUAAAUAUGAUGAAUUCCCAGACUGGUUUCAUAAAUAUAUUUUAAAUGAUGAUUAUGAAGACGAAGCAACUCUUAAUCGUGGUCCUAUGUUUGUAAGAGUUUUCCUGUAUAACACAAAUUUUGAUUUGAAGCUAAAGUCAACCAGUGAAGCGGAGGGGAGUGGUGCCAUGAAAUCUAAAGGGGAAAUAGACAUCAUGGAAACUGACAGAAUUACGAAGCUUCAGACACAAUUGGAUUCAAAUAGCUUCAAUAUAGACCAGCUUAACGAGAAAAGUGAUAAACGGAAUCUAAAGUUGUUGAAUAAACAUAAGGAAACGGAUAAAUAUUUAAGAGAAAUAAAGACAAUGAUAUUAAAAAGACUGAACUUUGUGCAUGGCAGUUUGGGCAGAAUAGAGAAGGAGGUGUCUAAAACAGCUAAGAUUAUACAUGAAGUAGACUUCAAUUCAGAUGGAGAGAAAGAUGAAAUUCAAGAUAGUUCCUCGACGUCAGAUGACGAGGAUUCUGAUGGUUUAUAUGAUUUAAAUGAUUCAUCGGAUAUCGAAACAUCAAAUGAUCCCGAAUGUAAAAUGCAGUAAACAGAAUGAAGCAACACUUAUGACUGAACACUUUAAUUUAGUAUAAUUAGUAUCGAAAACCGUUACGUGUACUAUACGUGAAAAGUGUUUUAUAGUUAUUUAAUAUAAUUUGAGGUGACUUACGUGUAUAUGUCCAUUAAUAUAUUCAUAUUUAUCAUACAAAACAUAUACAUGUAUAUUAUUAUCUGUACAUAUUUAUACAAUUUACUAACUUUACUUACUUAAUAUACUAUAUAUUUUUUAACACUUUGCGUCCGGAAUAACACGUAAUCAUGCUAAUUGAGUGUCGACUAAAUACCUGAAUCUAAUAUUUAGUAUCGUGAAUCCAUGGUUUUAUAUGUAAAAUUGAGAAUGGAAAUGGGGAAUGUAUCAAAGAGACAACAACCCGACCAUAGAAAAAACAACAGCGGAAGGUCACCAACAGAUCUUCAAUGUAACGAGAAAUUCCCGCACCUGGAGGUGUCCUUCAGCUGGCCCCUAAACAAAUAUAUACUAGUUCAGUGAUAAUGAACGCCAUACUAAUUUCCAAAUUGUACACAAGAAACUAAAAUUGAAAUAAUACAAGACUAACAAAGACCAGAGGCUCCUGACUUGGGAUAGGCGCAAAAAUGCGGCGGGGUUAAACAUGUUUAUGAGAUCUCAACCCUCCCCCUAUACCUCUAGCCAUUGUAGAAAAGUAAACGCAUAACAAUACGUACACAUUUUGUAGAUUUAUGUUUGUAUAUGUCCGCUUUUACGUAUUGUAAUAACGACCUUUUUAUUUUGUCUUUAACUGAAGUUAUGUAUUUGGACAUAUGUUAGCUUGAUUCUAAUGUUUGUCAGAUCAUGUGGGUGAAUUGUUUGGGUUUUUGUAAAUCGAAAGUCAUAUUGCUAAUUCUAUAAUCAAUGUUUAUUAAAUCAGCUUUUCCCUUUUAUUUCCCUUUUUUCUUCAUAAUAUAUAGAAUUAUAAAUCGUAAAAAAUGACGACCAUUCGUUCAGUCACUUUAACUUUAAAAAAAACACACACCGGUACAUAUUGCUUAGAGUGAUAUGAAACCUCAUAUUGAAAAAAAUGAUGCAUAUGUUUUUAUAACUAAAUCGAUAGUUUUCAUGAGAAAACUAAUGUUGAUUUACUUUUUUUCCGAAGAAAAUUCUUUAAUUUGUCCACAUUUAGAAGAAGUUCACUUUUUUUAAUUGCUUGCUUCCAGGACAUAUUUUCCGUAUGAAAAGUGAACUUAGCGUGACCCUCCUCGUAAAAAUCCGGUGAUCGCAAUCACAUUGAUCUGUCAGGAAAAUAAAUAAUUAUACGAUUGUACAUGCUAUACACGUUCCAAUAUCCAUGUUUUUUUGUUGAUUGUUUACUAUAAGGUGACAAUCGGUAAACUACGGCUUCAAAACACGACAAUUAAGUAGCUGCCAUUUUUUCACCUCAUAACAGACAAAGAGAAAAACAAUGACGUAAACAAUGAUAAAAUCGUGCAUAGAAGACUAAGUUUAUGAUAUAUACAUGCAUUGGUUCAUGAAUUGGAUCAGUCACCAGUCACUCGUUUCAUAUGACUUUAAUGUUUUCCUAUUUUCCCUUAAUAUUUCAGAUUUGUAACUGUAUUUCUUAAUUGUCUUCUGUGCAGUUAACUGUAACCUAUGUGUGAUAACUAAUAUGUUCCUAUAAUUGUUAAAUGUAAAGUGUUAUGACUUAAGGCUGUGUUCACAUUGACCUAAACUCGGUGUUGUGUUAGUGUAACUCACAUAUAAACUAAACGUAAUUACGUUCCCAUUGAUAAAACUCAAUGUUUACAUGUAGUUUAAAUCAUGUUUUGUCUACAUGCAGU